GCAGCUCCCUGCCUCCUCCCCUUUGACGUGGCAGAGGCGGCACCAGCCAUGUUGUCCGGGCCGAGGCCCUCCUGGAGGCCGGGGGCGGGGCGGUGCCGCCCCUGAUUGCGGUGCCACGGCUGCUCCCGGGCGGCGGAGGGGAUCGACUUUGCAAGGCGGAGGCUGCGUCCGGCGCGGAGCUCCUGGGAAGAAGUAAGAAUCAAGCGCUACAAUGACAACCUAUUUGGAAUUUAUUCAACAAAAUGAAGAACGAGAUGGAGUCCGGUUCAGUUGGAAUGUUUGGCCAUCUAGUCGUCUGGAAGCUACAAGAAUGGUUGUUCCAGUGGCAGCCCUGUUUACACCUCUGAAGGAGAGACCCGACUUACCACCCAUUCAGUAUGAGCCUGUCCUGUGCAGUAGGACGACUUGCCGUGCAGUUUUGAAUCCUUUAUGUCAAGUGGAUUAUCGAGCAAAACUCUGGGCUUGCAACUUUUGUUACCAAAGGAAUCAGUUUCCACCUACAUAUGCUGGGAUAUCUGAAUUGAACCAGCCGGCUGAGCUUUUACCCCAGUUUUCAAGCAUUGAAUAUGUAGUUCUGCGUGGCCCCCAGAUGCCUUUGAUAUUUCUCUAUGUGGUUGAUACUUGCAUAGAAGAUGAAGAUUUACAAGCUCUGAAGGAAUCCAUGCAGAUGUCAUUGAGUCUUUUGCCACCUACAGCUUUAGUUGGACUUAUUACUUUUGGGAGAAUGGUACAGGUUCAUGAGCUUGGAUGUGAAGGCAUUUCAAAAAGCUAUGUCUUCAGAGGAACAAAGGAUCUGUCUGCCAAACAACUGCAGGAAAUGCUGGGACUCUCUAAAGUACCUGUUACUCAAGCUACACGUGGUCCUCAGAUACAGCAGCCACCUCCUUCCAACAGAUUCUUACAGCCAGUACAGAAAAUAGACAUGAAUCUCACAGAUCUUCUGGGAGAACUUCAGCGAGACCCUUGGCCUGUACCACAAGGAAAGAGACCUUUGCGUUCCUCAGGAGUGGCACUCUCUAUAGCUGUAGGCCUACUUGAGUGUACUUUCCCCAACACUGGUGCUCGGAUCAUGAUGUUCAUUGGUGGUCCUGCAACCCAGGGGCCAGGAAUGGUGGUUGGAGAUGAGUUAAAGACACCUAUAAGAUCCUGGCAUGAUAUUGAAAAGGACAAUGCCAAAUAUGUUAAAAAGGGGACUAAGCAUUUUGAAGCGUUGGCUAAUCGAGCUGCUACUACUGGGCAUGUUAUUGAUAUCUACGCAUGUGCAUUAGAUCAGACAGGCCUCUUGGAGAUGAAGUGCUGCCCUAACCUUACUGGAGGAUACAUGGUCAUGGGGGAUUCUUUCAACACUUCCUUAUUCAAGCAAACUUUUCAAAGAGUCUUUACCAAAGAUAUACAUGGACAGUUUAAAAUGGGCUUUGGUGGCACAUUAGAAAUAAAGACCUCAAGGGAAAUAAAGAUUUCAGGAGCUAUCGGACCCUGUGUGUCUCUUAAUUCUAAAGGACCUUGUGUAUCUGAAAAUGAGAUUGGAACAGGUGGUACCUGUCAGUGGAAGAUAUGUGGACUCAGCCCCACUACAACCUUAGCCAUAUAUUUUGAAGUUGUUAAUCAGCAUAAUGCUCCAAUUCCUCAAGGAGGACGAGGUGCAGUCCAGUUUGUGACCCAGUAUCAGCACUCAAGUGGGCAAAGGCGCAUCCGAGUCACCACAAUUGCUAGGAACUGGGCAGAUGCUCAAACUCAAAUCCAAAACAUUGCUGCAUCUUUCGACCAGGAAGCAGCUGCCAUUCUCAUGGCCCGGCUGGCAAUAUACAGAGCAGAAACAGAGGAGGGGCCAGAUGUGCUUAGAUGGUUGGAUAGACAACUCAUUCGACUGUGUCAGAAGUUUGGAGAAUAUCACAAAGAUGAUCCAAAUUCCUUCCGAUUUUCAGAAACAUUUUCCCUAUAUCCACAGUUUAUGUUUCAUUUAAGAAGAUCUCCUUUCUUGCAAGUUUUUAACAAUAGUCCUGAUGAGAGUUCAUAUUAUCGUCACCAUUUCAUGCGUCAAGACCUGACACAGUCUCUAAUCAUGAUUCAGCCCAUUUUGUAUGCCUAUUCUUUUAGUGGUCCACCAGAGCCGGUUCUUCUAGAUAGCAGCAGCAUUCUUGCAGAUCGUAUUCUUCUCAUGGACACGUUUUUCCAGAUUUUGAUUUAUCAUGGUGAGACUAUAGCACAGUGGCGGAAGUCAGGAUACCAGGACAUGCCAGAAUAUGAAAAUUUCCGGCACCUUCUGCAGGCUCCUGUGGAUGAUGCACAAGAGAUCCUCCACUCCAGAUUUCCAAUGCCGAGAUACAUUGACACUGAGCAUGGUGGCAGCCAGGCACGUUUCCUCCUUUCGAAAGUCAACCCUUCACAGACUCAUAAUAACAUGUAUGCCUGGGGGCAGGAGUCUGGAGCACCUAUUCUCACAGAUGACGUUAGUUUACAAGUGUUCAUGGAUCAUUUGAAGAAACUUGCUGUGUCAAGUGCUGCUUGACAUACCAGAUGUGCUAGACACUCAAGAAGGAUUACUACUUCAGUUUCUUUUGUUUUUUUUUCAUUUAUCUGUGGAAACAGCAUAGAUCUCUCUCUAAACCUGUUUUGUGUCAGUAUGGUUUGAGGUGACAUAUGGAAAAAUGUUGAUGAUUGCAGAUUAAGCUGAAAUUGAGAGCAAUGAGAACAAGUUUUGCUUGGUACAGUAUUAUAACCGGUUUUAUAAAUUUGAAGUUUUUAUGAUUUAAUUAUGUCAAAAGAGUUAGAAUGGUUUGCUUUGUAUAGCAGAUCCCACUUAUUUGUAUACUGCAGACAGAUCCAAAGUGGCACUGGGUAUUCUCACUGACCUUUUAGGGAGUAUUUAAUAGGAGCCAGAAAGGAACAAAUCAAUAGUGAUAUAUAUGAACAAUUUGCUUUUUUGUUAAGUAAUUUUUCUGUGUUUUUCAGCACACAUGUAUACCCUGUUCUGUACUUUGUUAAAGUGGAUUUAUUUUUAUGAUUUAUUAAGGAAUUAUUUGACUUUAUAGUAGUAAUUUUUAUGAAGGUAAUUUAAUGUUUUUGGUUAUCUGUAAAAAUUAUUUAGAGCUAAAAGUUUUGAGUGAGGUAACAACCCCACAGCUGACAUUAAAUGUGAAAUUCCUGCAGAGUACCCAACUCAUGUUACUAACUAGAAUAAUUUUUUAAAGGAAGCUAGAAAAAGAAAACAUGUCACAAUAAUUAAAGGAAUUCUUUGCAGUAAAAGACUGUUAUAACUAUUAACCAUAUUUUGAUUUUGUUAUAUUUUAUUGCUCCCCUCUUUAGAUAAAUUUUCAUUCUUCAGUAUUUUAACACUAUUUUAGGACUUUUCACUUCGUUUUUGUUUCUUGUUUCCUUGUGAAAUUUAUUAAUUUGUGGUUCUUACUGAGACAGUAUUAUAUAAUGUUUAAUUAUGUCAUGUGGACAUAGUUCUGUUUGAUUUACUGAUUAGUAUAAUUCACUUUUACCUUUUAAAGUUUACUUGUAGCAAAUGUUUACAUUGCUAAAGCAGAUAAGUUUGACAAUGAAAUUUAUGUAUCAAGUACUGCGAAUUCAAGGUGGUGCUCUGAUAGUUGCUAAGGACAGUGGUGACGGUGAUUGUACUUGCAUGAACACAAUCAGACAAUGGCAAAGCAGAAGCUUCUAAUUGUUGUACUCAACUGUUAAAUAAAUUGCUUUGUUCUGUUUUAUUUGAAUUGAACAGUGCUAGGCCAAAAUGCCAAUAAAAUAUACCUUUCUCUCAGUUAUUUUAAAAGCUUAAGGUAAAAUUAUAGCACUUAUUAAUUCAUUCACUCAUUCAUUCAUUCAUUCAUUCAUUCAUUCAUUCAUUCAUUUGAGUCAGAGUUUCACUAUUUAACUCUGGUUGUCCUGGAACUUAUUAUGUAGACCAAGCUGGCUUCAAACCCACAGAGAUACACCUGCCUCUGCCUCCCUAAUACUGGGAUUAAAGGCAUGCACCACUAUGCUGGGCCUAAAUUUUUUGAUUGAGUGAUACACAAUUGUACAAACUUAUGAGUACAAUGUGAUAAUUCAAUACCUAUAUAUAAUAAUGAUCAGAUUAUUUUAAUUAGCAUUUUCAUUUCUUCUAAACAUUUGUGUUGGAAACCUUCAGAUUUUUCUCUCCUAAUUCCUGUACAAAUAUGCAAUAAAUUGUUAUAAACUGUCA
Molecule: messenger RNA, 4186 nt
Organism: Meriones unguiculatus (Mongolian gerbil)
Lineage: Eukaryota; Metazoa; Chordata; Mammalia; Rodentia; Muridae
Gene: Sec23a
Product: SEC23 homolog A, COPII coat complex component
Exons: 20
Coding region: 212-2509 (765 amino acids)
Biological process (GO): COPII-coated vesicle budding; COPII-coated vesicle cargo loading; endoplasmic reticulum to Golgi vesicle-mediated transport
Cellular component (GO): endoplasmic reticulum exit site; COPII vesicle coat
Molecular function (GO): zinc ion binding; GTPase activator activity
Source: RefSeq, a predicted model, not a curated record